Molecule: messenger RNA, 402 nt
Organism: Phytophthora infestans T30-4
Lineage: Eukaryota; Oomycota; Peronosporomycetes; Peronosporales; Peronosporaceae
Exons: 3
Coding region: 1-402 (133 amino acids)
Biological process (GO): proteolysis
Molecular function (GO): serine-type endopeptidase activity
Source: RefSeq, a predicted model, not a curated record
AUGUACAAUGGCUGGGCAAACAAAGCGGAUGAAGCCGAAACUAUCACUUGUGAUCACGGUACUUACGUCGCUGGACUGUUAGCUGGCAGCUCGUUUAGCGGUAAAUAUGCCAAUCUCGGCAUUGUCGACAAGGCACGGAUAGCAUUUAUGGACAUCGGGACCCAGAGCAAAACCUGCGCAGGUCAGCUGCAUUGUGCCGCGUCACUAGUCACACCUGCAGACGCCAGCGACUUGCUAGAGAGUCAAAUUGACGCUGGUGCCAAGAUUUUCUCAUUCUCGUGGGGCACACCUGGACGUCCUGGUGGUUCGCGCCAUUUCAUCUCCACCCGAUGUCAAAAUCGUAAUAUCGGUUGGCGUAUCGCUGAACUCUGCAGCUUCUUUCACAGACUUUGGGUGCCCUGA